AUGUGCAAGUUGAAGGAAAAUUGCAACUUUUGUGAACCCAAAGACGUUGGUCUGACUUCCCUCAGGGGCCAGAAGCUCUGUCCAGAGUAUCUUUCACGACUCUACAAGAAAUUUCCCACACUUCCUCAAGACCGCAUCCUCAACCCAGAAAAUUUGAGCGAGACUCUCAAGAGCUUAGCCGAGAAGAACGAAGAAGAACUGGUCGAUAUCAACCGACGAACUGAAGAGGUCAAUUCAAUCCUGCUUCGACUCAACAGCAAAAUAAUGGAACUGAAGAUUAUCAAGGAGGAGAGCCUCAAGGAGCAGUCUGCCCUCUGGUUUCUGGCUGAUUCGAUCAUCAAGACAGAAGAAGCGGAUCUCCAAAAGAAGAACUUAUCAAAGAAAAACCCGUAA
Molecule: messenger RNA, 393 nt
Organism: Oikopleura dioica
Lineage: Eukaryota; Metazoa; Chordata; Appendicularia; Copelata; Oikopleuridae
Source: the annotation of a GenBank genome assembly